CUCCGAGCCGCCACUCCCAAGACACAGAGCGUCAGAGCCCGAUCCCGAUCCAGCGAGGCGGCGACCCUCCCUCCUCCCCUUGCUUCGCUCGUCCAGCCCUGACCACCCGCAUCCCCGUCAGUCAUGGCAGCGGCAGCAGGCGGAGGCGCGGUGCGUGCGCUGUCCCAGAAGGAGCAGGACAUACAGAUGAUGCUCGCCGCCGACGUCCACCUUGGCACCAAGAACUGCGAUUUCCAGAUGGAGCGCUAUGCCUUUAAGCGCCGCACCGACGGCAUCUACAUCAUCAACCUUGGCAAGACAUGGGAGAAACUGCAGCUUGCAGCGAGGGUUAUCGUUGCCAUCGAGAACCCGCAGGACAUCAUCGUCCAGUCCGCCCGCCCCUAUGGCCAGCGUGCUGUCCUCAAGUUCGCUCAGUACACUGGCGCUCAUGCCAUCGCUGGGAGGCACACCCCUGGUACCUUCACUAACCAGCUCCAGACCUCCUUCAGCGAGCCUCGGCUGCUCAUCCUUACCGACCCAAGGACUGACCAUCAGCCAAUUAAGGAGUCUGCUCUGGGGAACAUCCCCACCAUUGCCUUCUGUGAUACUGACUCUCCCAUGCGGUAUGUCGAUAUCGGCAUCCCAGCGAACAACAAGGGGAGGAACAGCAUUGGAUGCCUGUUCUGGCUUUUGGCCAGGAUGGUUCUGCAGAUGAGGGGCACUAUCCUCCCUGGGCACAAGUGGGAGGUCAUGGUGGAUUUGUUCUUCUACAGGGACCCAGAGGAAGCAAAGGAGCAGGAGGAGGAAGCUGCUGUUGCCCCUGAGUUUGCCGCAAUCACUGAUUACCAAGGAGCUGAUCAGUGGGGUGGUGACCAGUGGACCUCUGAUGUGACUGCGCCGCCUGUUGCUCCUACUGGUGCUGAUUGGGGUGCUGCUCCAGCUCCGGUUCCUACCGGUGAUGGCUGGGAUCAAGCUGGGGCCCCUGCACCUGUGGUGGACGGCACUGUACCUCCUCUGGUUGCUCCUACUGGUUGGGACCAAGCAGCCCCGCCACCGACUGCCCAAGGCUGGGAGUAGGCGUUGUCCACUCUGAGACCUGUCUUCUGCGGCUGAAGUUCAGUAUUUUUCUGUGGUCUGAAUGUCCAAAUUCCGGUGGCAUCUUCUAUAGCUAUGCUUUGCUUUGCUUUGAACACUUGUGUUUUAGGGCUUUCUAGCUGAACCCGUUGUCCAAUAUUGCUGACGUUGAAAUUUUUGGUUAAUCUUAAAACUGG
Messenger RNA from Zea mays, 1250 nucleotides. Its product is annotated as 40S ribosomal protein SA-like. The transcript has 5 exons. The record is from RefSeq and is marked provisional. Gene Ontology annotation, molecular function: structural constituent of ribosome. Lineage: Eukaryota; Viridiplantae; Streptophyta; Magnoliopsida; Poales; Poaceae. Gene Ontology annotation, cellular component: small ribosomal subunit; ribosome. The coding region runs from base 124 to 1056 and encodes 310 amino acids. Gene Ontology annotation, biological process: translation.